Molecule: messenger RNA, 12051 nt
Organism: Biomphalaria glabrata
Lineage: Eukaryota; Metazoa; Mollusca; Gastropoda; Planorbidae
Exons: 6
Coding region: 282-965 (227 amino acids)
Biological process (GO): regulation of apoptotic process
Source: RefSeq, a predicted model, not a curated record
CCUCCCUUACUACAAGCAUUUAGACCUAGAUCUAUAUGGAUUAGUGCUAUUCGCUUUUCGACAAGAGAGGAUAAAUCUAACAAAUAAAAGAUCUACUUUAUCUAGACUAGAGUCUAGUCUAAGUAAAAUCAACGCUACACUGACUAGAAUCUAGAUAUCUAGGACUAGAUCUACACUACAGCAUCAAAGAUCUAUAUCUAGAGUAAUAUAGACUUAUGAAAAUUGAAAUCACACAGACAUUUAAUAUUUGCCUGGAAAUGAAAAUUUAAUGAACAAGAAAAAUGGGCUCAAGUGGCAAUCCUAUCAAGAGAUUGCUUGUCCGUAGAAACUCAAAUUUAAGUCCACUAGUUAUUCCUUCCAGUGAUACAUCAGCUCCAGUUGAAUCUACUACAAAUCAGGAAGUUAAAUCUGGUCUUUUGUAUGAUAAGCAACAAGUGCAAGAAGAGGGCCUAGAGCUGUUCUGUAAUUUUCUAUAUGAUCAGACUUUUGAAAAGCAAGUAACCAUAAUGAUUUCAAAUCUCAGUUUAUGGGGAGUCUCACAAGGUUACAGACAUAGUAGCUGGGCCAAGAAUGGGGAAAAUCUGAAGGCUGUAUGCAAUAAAUUUGCUUGUUCGAAAAAACGAAUUCAAGUGUUAAAUGAAUCACUUGAGUUUGACUUGAACAUGAGGAAAGACCAGUAUAUGGAACGACUUGAACAUUUCACAGACACAGAAAAUAUAACAGCAGAAAGAAUAGUGUUUAUAUUUUUUUUCUGUUCUGAUGUAAUCCUAAGAUGUAGUGAAAUUAACAGGGACAUUUUUAGGCAAUACUUUGAGUGGACUAAUGAAUUCCUGACACAUUCAAUCAGUGUUUGGAUAUAUGAACAUGGUGGAUGGGGUACCGUUUUUCCAGAGCCUGUCAACAUUUUAGCAAGACUAAUUGGCUUUGCAUCAAUCUACAAAAGAGAAAAUCAAAUAGCCACAUAGAAACUCCAUCAGUGGAUUGUUACCAUACCUUGGAAACCUGACAUCCACGUUGGCAACCUGAUAUCCACAUUUCAAAAAUAUAUACAUCUUAACAAGAUAGGUAUAUUAAAUAAUAGAAAAUAAUAAUGAAUAAAUGUAAAAGUAUGAUUUAUUAAUAUUAAUUACAUUUAUAUUUAGGCUUGAAAAUAGGAGGAGCCUCUACAAAAAUUUGUCCCAGUACCUCUACUUAUAAGCCUGCACUAUUUUUGUGUUGGGCUCUUUGUCAGGAAAUUUUGUCCAUGCUACUUUGUCAUUCGCUAUUUGUCAGAUAACCACUGUACAUAGUGUAUGAUCAGUGCUUAUAAGACUUGUUAUGAGUUACAGUAAUUUUGGAUUAGCACUAAACUAAGUGAGGUGUUCACAAUUUUAUGAAUAUAUUAUUAGUAAACUUUUAAGGGAUAAAAUGAUUCUAUUUUAGAAAGUCACUUUAAGUAAUCCAGCACAAUUAUUUUGAGUUGCAAUAAGAGAAUAUAUUCCACAUAGGCAAGUGAUGUUAAAAGAUUAAGCCAUAUUUUUACAGAGAGGUAUUCAUAAAUUGUAAAUUAUUUUGUCUAAUAGAUUGAUUUAUGGCAUUGUUUAGUGUUUAAAAUUUAGUUUUCAUGUUUUACAAUUUUAAACACAAAUUGUGCCAGCUGUUUUACAUGUUGAUGUGUAUUACAAUGUUGCCAGUUUUUAUACACAUAUGUAAAGGCCUUUAUUAUUAUGUUGAGUUUUUUUUAUAACAAUAUUUAACAUUAAAAACUGCUCAGUCAUGAUUUUAUGAACCAACUCCUGUGAUUCACUAAUUUUAUAAAAUAGCAAGCAGGGAUGUCUCGCUUUGUAAGUCAAUCAGCUCCAUUUGCAAAUCUGUCGGUGCAAUCCUCAGUUGCAAUAGAAAACAUUUCAAUAUCUGCUGCUCUUGUCAUUUAGUUUUGAAUGGAAAUUUGUACCCAUAUUGUCCACUCAUUUUGCUUUAACUGCUUUUUUCCCCAGGAAAAAUUCUUUCAGCACUGCUACUAAGCACUUUUUAUCUCUCAUAAUUUGAACAACUCUGUAGCUUGCUCUUACUGUGGACUCAUUUUCUUGUCUCUUUUUUUCCUCUCGUCAGUCGCUCAACUCACUCAACUAGACAUAACUUUGCAAAUUUUUUUCUUUACGUCUGAAACCAGAUGUUUAGAACACGACUAGCUCAAGACAGCAACAGAAUUAUCCAAGAACCUAAAACAACUGUCAACACUUGUCACCGAAAAAAAAAAGUUGUGUUCAUAAAAAAAAAAAUAAUAUGAAUAUUAGAAUACAAUAGAUUAAGAAUGAAAUCCAUCAAAGAAAAAGUGAGAGUCCUAACAUAGGGAAAUUUCACAACAUUUGUAAAAAAUUUCUUCACAUUGUGCUGAUGUUUAGGCCAGCCGGAUGGAACCACGUCGCGGGCCGGAUUAGGCCCACGGGCCGUAGUUUGGGCAUUACUGUGCUAAGGGAACUAACUCAUAUACAACUUCACAUAUAAACAUCCUUCUUUCUCACUAAAAUAAUAUAAUACAUCCAUGCACAUAUUGCAUUAAAUAAAUCAACAUGUUAACAUCUUCCUCUUUAAUAAAAUCUAAUAUUAUAUAUCUAACACUGAAUUGGAAAACAAAUAUGACUCUGCAGGCUAAAACUAUAUGCUAGACUGUGCCAAUCAAUUAGCCAUCCAUCUGAUGCAUCAUGCUGCAUUGUAUUUCUGCAACUUCCCUUUAUCCUCUCAGCAUCUCUUAGGCUCAUGACUUUCUGUAACGUCUCCUUUCCACUCAGUGUCUUGUAGAGGAGCUAGCUUCAUGAAAUCUUUUUUAGAAUCAUCUUCACAUUGCUCAUAUUCUUCACAGCAGCAUCAGUCUUUUCACUUGGUUUAGGAUAUCAUCUCUUACAUUGAAAAAUGAUUCAGUCUUUACCUUGGGGCGGGGCAAACAGUAUCUCUAUGCAGGUGAUACUUUUGACAACAUCGACAUUCAAAAUUUAAUGUCAUUUGUUUUCCCUAAAAUGUUUGCAUAAUGAUCUGCGGCUAUUAGUUCAAGUUGAUGCAAGUCUCUUGAUUUGAUGACUUCUUAUAGGUAAGAUUCCACAACUUACAUUUCAUUGCAAAGUCUAUUGAAAAUAUAUUUUUCAUAUGUUGAAAAUGAAACAUUGAUGCCAUGUUAGCUUUUCACUAUGGUAUUUAAUGUGCUGCCAGUUUUAAGAGACUUUAUCUUAUUUCCUAUGUUUAUACUGCAUAUCCUUAACAUGAUAGUUUAAGUUUCCACAAAUCUGCUCAAUAUCUUGGUAACCAUCAGAAGCCCAAUGUGUCUUAGACUUGUCUGAAAAUUAUUUUCUUUGGGAAAUAUAGUCAGUAAGGAUCAAAAAUGAUAUAUUACUAUAUAUAUAUAUAUAAUUUAUUUUUUUGAGUGACCUUGACCUACUUUUAAAAAAUGUUCCACCUUUGACCCAAUGGGCUUUCUAAGGUAAUUUUUUUUACUUAUUGUUUAAUAGUAAUAAUACAACUAAACUCAUGAAAAGUUGUGUUUAUUCAAUACAAAUGAAAGGGUCUAAAACAAUUCCUUGCCUCAGUGUAACAGAGAUAGACACAUUUUUCACACAUAUUAUUUGUUUUUUUGGCUACAUAAUUUACAGCACUGAUAAUCAUCUUUUUUGAGGAGAAAGUGGUGGUACCCAUCUGUUCUUACAUCUCAUCUGUCUCUGGCAUUGGUUUUCUUGCAGACUUUUUUUUUCAUAGUAGGUACUUCAGGGAAAUUUUCAAUUGAUGGUCUGCACUGUUUUCUUGAAGCGUUUAACUGUAUAAAAAGAGUGGCUAAUUUCGAUUGAAAUGUCCUUUGGUUCAUCAGUUCCUUUUAGACGUUUCUAACAAGUCAGCAUAUUGAUGGUACAACAGCCAAGAAUUAACCAACAUCAUGCGAAUUGUUUGCUAGAAAAUAUACAAGUACCAUCGUUUUGAUCUCAUUUGAAAGGAAUGUUUUGAAAUAAAACAGUCAUGGAGAUCCACACCUCCCUAUUUUUCAUUGUACAACUUGAUCACUGCUGGUUGUUUUACAUGAAGGCAUGUAGACUUGCUUCCGUCAUAUCUUUUGACAAUAUUAUUUGGUUCAGUUCCAGAGUAUGUUGAGAGCAUAUUAACUGUCUUGGUGUCAUACCAUCUUACGGCAACCACAUUGGUAAUUUUUUCAACGCACUGGUCCAUUGAUCCACAACCUCUUUUUUUCAUUUCCUUCUCCUGCUCAAGCUUCACACCAAUGAUGCGAUUAGGUCUGACUAUACCAGUGUAAUGAAUUCCCUUGUCUUUCAAUUUUUCCAAAAGAGGCAUAGAAGUGAAAAAGUUGUCAGCAAAUAUUUUGUAGUUUAACGGUGCCUCUCCUGCAACAUUUUGUGGUAAAGAUGCAUAAAGCUUCAAAACAACUUCUACACCGACACCUAAACUAAUUUUUUAAUUCCUAUUUUCUUCCUUGAUAGACAUCAAAGUCACACAGAAUGUUUAACUCAUUCGAGCCCGAACUUUGAUUCCCCAAGGAUGGGGUUUUCCUUUUACAUAUUGAUUUAGUUUGCUAAAUUUUCCUUUGAAAGGUAUCAUCAUUUCAUCAAUGCCGUUGCAUCCCAAGGGAAUACUUUUCAAACAAUUGUUUCUAAAUUCCUCUAACCAGGGUCUUAUUAUCCAAAGCUUAUCCUGUUUUUGGUUAUUUGUAACCAUGUUGAUGUCAACAAAGUGUAAUGAGGAAAGAAUUGUCUGAAAUCUAUUCCUACUCAUGACGUCUGCAACAGAGGCAUAGCGAGAGUCAGUCUCCCAGUAGCAUCUUACGCUAGGCAUUUUGGCUAGGCCCAUUUUGAAAAACAUACCAAUUACCUGUUCCAAUUCUUUGUUUGAGGUGUUAAUUGGUUUUCCUGAUUUCUGCACACUGUAUUGAUUAGUAUUGGCAACCAGAAGAUCAUUAAAAUAAAAUAGGAUCUUUUUUGUAUAAUAGAACUAGCUUUACAGAGUGGGUCACCUGGUGACCCAAUGGGCUUUUAAACACCUGUAGCUCUGCAAUACCAUAUAGCCUUUUUGUGUUUUAAUUGGUCAGAGUAACAGGAAGACUUCUACACAUGUUUAAGUGUCUGUUUAGAUAACAAUUAGCUGAGAUUUUCAUGCCUGCUCUCUACCUUGCUCUUAACAUUUCUGAUAAUAAUCUCCCUUUCCAUUAGUAUCAUAGCACCACCAAUUUAAUAGUUUCUUCAUUUGAUCCAUGCACGUAUACUCAAAAUCUUAUUUGCACUACUGAUGCUUAUCAUCAUCAUCAUCAAACUCCAUUAGAGUGAGGGGUUGAGAGGCUCAAAUCCUCUCUUGCAAAAACCCUGGACAGAAACCCUGCUGUCUUGCGUAGUGCAUAAAUGUCGCCAUACAGGUCGAGAAUUUUGGGUUUCCCAGACCUGUCGAGACGGAGAUCAGCAAGUCUGGGGCAGUCAAACAGAAUAUGAGGCACGGUUUCCUCUUCUUCCCCGCAGCGGGGGCACCGUGAAUCAAAAUUUGGCAAUAGCCACAAGAAAUAUGAGCCAACAGGACAAUGACCUGUCCUGCACUGUGCUAUAAUAGCUUGCUCAGCCCUGGACAGCCUCCACCACUCAUGCGCUCCCAGACUCCACAGGCUUUUUGGGACUUGUCCCAGCACUCAAACCACUUUUCCAUUUCUGUUUUUUGGAUUAUAGCCAGGGCUUGAUGAAAGCUUACAGCCUGUUUAGUGGGUGAAAUUUGCCCUCCCUGGUGGGCCAAAGAGUCUGCAAUGGUGUUGCCAGUCACACCUAUGUGACUCGGUACCCACUGCAUUAUUACAGGGAUGCCAUAGGGUUGUUUAAUGUACCGAUGCCUUAUAGAUUUGUGAGCUGUCUGGUUUAGUUUUCUUUAGUGGAAGUUUAGUGUGCAGCAUGUGAAAGUCACAUAGUCAUCUGAAUUGUUUCCUAAGAAAUGUUUCCUGUUUCCUUUUCAAUGUACUUUUCAAAGAAUGUACACAUCAAACUUGAAGAACUUUUUCCUUUCUGUCUAAAAUUAACAAUUUCAAAAGACAACUUACUUUUAUAGUGUCAAACUAUUAAGUAAUACAUGUAUUUAUAUAUCCAUGGUAGCAGCCUAAACUGCAUAUGUCUUUGGCUGUUUCUCCUUUACCUUUUCCAAAAGAUCUGCUAGAGGAUGUUGGACUGCUCCACCAUUGUUGAGGGAUAACUUGUAAUAGCUUGAGAAAAGCCAGUGUCUUUCAUGAACUGUAGAUGCAAAGUAUAAAAUAAAUUCUCUUUGGUUCAUUGGAAUAGUUUAUUUUAAUUUAAAUUUGUGAAAACAUCACUACUGUUUUAAUAUCUUUAACUUCCAGAAAACACAACAAAAUAUUAACCUUAUUGAUUGUCACAUAAAUCGUACUGGUAGCAAAAAUUAGGACCAUUGUUUGAAACAACUAAGUAAAUGAUAUACUCAUGAGCCAGUAACCAAUUUAGUUAUUUGAAAACUAAAAUAUAAAUAAAUUCUUGCAAUAAGCGCUGGGCCUACAUUUUUUUUUUAUUAACCUCAAAGUAAAUGCCAUGUCAAACUUAUUCUCAUGUCAUUUUCUAGAUCUCUUUUAGUAAAGGCUAUCAUGCUUAGUUUAAAUAAUGAUCACUAUAUAAACUGUUAAUCAUUUUAUUUUUUGGUGUCUUUACUAUUAAAUGAUAUGUCUUAUAAUGUUAAGGAAUUUUUAUAUUGCUCAUAAAGUAAAUGUUUCAAGUAUAUUUUAAAUGUUAUGUCAAGAAUGAAAACUGAAUGAAAUGGGACUAUUGGGAAUCUUGUAAUGGCUUAUUGUGUUCCAUGUUAUAACCUUUUCAUUAUAACCGAUGCUUCUAAAAUACUAAACCAUUGUUUUCACCUAAACACCAAUAUCUGUUCCAUUCAAAAUUUGGCCCUUGAAGGGUCAUAGACAUUUUUUUUUAAUACAAUAAGAGAAAAAUUGUAAAUUGAUUGUCUAUGCCUUUGCAUUUAACUGUGCAUUUCAUUUCUAAAUGUAACAUCUUUCCCAUUGAUAGUUUUUCCUUCUAUGUAGUUAGAAAUAUUCCAUUUCUGUAUGAAGUCAUUUUCCUUUCUAAUUUUCUUUCAUUGUUUAUGUAUAUAUUAUAGAUAGGAAUUGAACCCAUCUCCGUGUUUAAGUAGUUGAAGUAUCUGUUGGUCACACAUUCGUCAUGGUAGCAGCCUAAACUGCAUUUGUCCUUGGCUGUUUAACCUGCCUUCUCCAAUAAUAUUGCAGAGGUUGUUGGACUGCUCCAUGGUUUGGGUAGAUUUAAUGUUCAAGUUAGGUUUGGUUAGGUAAGGAGUAUUGUUUGUAUUCAAUUCAUUCCAGUCAGAACUAAAGUUCAACUUCAGAUUGAUUUUAUGAAAUAAAUAUAGCAAAACUGAGUAAUAAGGUUCAAUGUAUUAGUUGAAUCAUUCAAGGGGGUCGAUGGGUCAUGAAAUAGUCGAUUUGGGACAAAAAUAUCUUUUUUUGUUAAAUUGCAUAUUUUGAUAGAAAAAUGUGUGUAGAAUCCCUUGGUAUGCUUCAAAUGAUUAAAUUUAAACUAUGACAUAAAUAACAAUAAAACACAAAUAGUAAUUCACAGCUAUCUUAAAGUCUACUAGUAAAUCAUGAUUCAGGGUCAACUGGACUGUUGAUCCCAAUGACUGCAUUCAACAAAACUGUUUCUAUGUGCACCCAGUGUUUUGAUAUCACCUGGUGAACUUGUUUUCAUAUUACGCAUCUCUGAAUAAACUCAUUCCUGAUCUUCUACAUUCACAAAAGACAAAUAUUUGUAUCAAGGCACAAUACGUGUUGAAAGUUGAUAUUAAGGAUGAAUAAUAUAUUUUUCAUCCAAGCUAGACAGAAAAGCUGCUUUUAAAUUACCCAUACUGUCACUGUCUAAACUAUUUAUCUUACAGAUUGACUGAAGAUGAAAUAGCAUCGCCAUACAUUAGAAGAAAAAUUUAACAACCCAAACAAUUUUUGUUAACAUUGUUUCGUUGCUUAAGUGACCAUUCUAAUUCUAACCAGUAAGAAACAUCCUGUGUUAAGAGUGUGUUCUGCUAGUCUUGAUUUUUUUUUCAUUCUACUUAAAGUAUCCCCACCACUUGUAAAAUCUUGAUCAUAAUGUGAACUAAAUCAGCACCAAGGAAAUUUAGAGCCUUUAUGACUGCAAAGUUCAGAUUAUGUCCUGCACAGCUAAUUCUAACAUGGUUGCUAUAAGCUGACUUCAUAUUACUUUCAUUCUCAGUAACAAACAAGAAAUUGUUACCCUUUAUAGUCUCAGGAGGAAGAUUAUUUUUUUUAAGAAUUUCAGUUUCAUUUGUUCUUAUGGCUAUGCCAGUCUUACACUCUAUAUUUAAACUCAAAGAAUCCAAUACACUUGCUUAUAAGACAAUUUUUUUUUUUUAUGUAAUGUACUGUAAAAGCCAGUAAAGAGUGUUUUAGAUUAUCAUUGGUCUAAUGGUCAGUUGUUAUUGCAACACUAGCAACCAUAGCAAGUUCAUCUUUCAGAUUUAGAAUACAUAUUAGUUAUAAAAUUUUGACAGGAGUGACUUAGUGUUGUUUGAUUACACUUGAAAUCCUCUAGUGGCAAUGAUCCAUACUUUGAUCCAAUGUCAAUCAUUGCUUAAGGAAAGUGAUGAAACCAACAUGCACACAUGAGGCAGGUACUAAACUAAACCAGCUGCUCUGUUACCAAUUUCUCCAAAUGCUUCUCCUUUACAAGCUAAUUUACUUUUAUUUUUUAUAUUGCAAAAUCUCAAUUCCUUUAGGCUAGGAUCAUCUGGUUCAGUUCAUACUGAGUUUGGUUUGGUCUUGAAGUUCUAGUUCUUUUUGUUUGGUUAGGGCUUGGUUCAUUUCCCCAUCUCUAGAAUAUAUCUGCUUACAGAUAGACAAGACUUGUUCUACUAUAGCACCACCCUGUAGCACUUUGAACAAAUUGUUACUGUUUGCAUUAAAAGGGCUUAUUUUACCUUUACUAAAUUUUAAAUGUUCUCUUCAUAACAUAUAAACAUUAAGUUGAUGCCAUGUUUCCUUUUCUUCAAUUAACAUUUGGUUUUCAAUUUCUCUCAUGUUCAUCUAUAAUAUGUACAGAAUAAUUCUAAAAAUUGCAAUUCAUGGAUAGAAAGCAGAAAGAAAGCCAUGGAGAUGAGAUGCUUUAGGAAUCUAAUACUUCUACUAGACAUCAACUUAAAAUAGUCCCCUGUUAAUGGCUGCUAUGUAUGCAAUUCUUUUGGGGCUUUGGGUAGGAAAGAAUUAGGCUGAGAAGACCUUAUCAAGCUUUAAAUGUACAGUCCAAGUGUUAAUAAAAGGGAAUGUUUCCCUAUUGUCUAAAAGCAUAAAGCUUUUAAGAUGCUAAGGGUAAAAGCAGUUAACUUUUUUUUUUUACUCCUCUCAUGUGGGAAUUAGGAAAUGGUGAGUCUGAAAGUGGAACUCAACAAAACCUGUUUAACUUAAUCACAACUUCUGAUGCAGAACUGCUGGGAUAUGCAAAAUUUCAUUUUUUUUUUUAAAUUCAUGUCUGUGCUCGUAUCUAUGACCAUGAAGACAUCUCUUAGCUUAAAAAAAACAAAGCUCAGACCUAUGACUUUUAGUGUUACUUCUUCAAUGUCUUCCUGCAUUUACCUUUAGCUCAGCAUAUCACAAGGAAUUAUUUGAACUCUCUGAACCUGAAACUAUUAUUCAAAGUUGUGGGCUCAAAAAGCACUGGUUCUAAUAGUUUCUAGGUGAUAUUGGAUUAGCUUUAAGAAAGCAAGGCUGUAGUUUAGUGUCAAUUGCUAACAUUCUCUUUCACACACACACAUUCUUUGAUUGCAAACAUUUGUAUCACAUGUAUUAUAUAUAGUAUCAGCCAGUUCCAAGUUGUUUUAAAUUAUCUCAUUUGUGUCAUAAAGGAAAAAAAGAAGCUUCAAACACUUUGUGGCGAUUGUUUGUGUGUUGUGGGGGUGGACACAACUGGUUUUGAAAAUUUGAAGUAGCAUUAGAUUUCUUGUUGUACACUUGUGUUUGCUUGACAGUCUUUCAUUUUGAAAAGGGAUCUUUUGAUGCAUAGGCAUUGUUGAAUGUUUGUCAAUGUAUUUCUUCUUGUUGAAAUAAGAGUCUAGUCUUUUUUUUUUCCUCUCACUUUCUUGCUAGUAUAAAGCAGCAAUUCAAGAAGCCAUUCUUUUGUCCACUGAAUUUUUUUUUGGCUGCCAAGUGGAUUUAAAAAUAUGAACUAGAGUUCUCUCUUUGCAAAAAAUGUACAUGCAUAUUUGAUGUUAGAAAUAAAAACAUUCUUCUGUAUAUCUCAUUUAAAAUGCUUGACUUCAUGUUUUGUUGAAGUAUUAUUUGUAUUUGUUAAUCUACAGUUGAAAUGUCUCAAUAUUUCUAGUAAGUAAUAUUGAAUUGUUAUGUAUAAAGCACAAUUGUAUAAUUUCUGAUGGAAUAAUGAAGAUCAUCAUUAAAUUCACUGGAUCUUAUAAUGUUUUAAUUAAUUAACAUUUAUCAAAAUGAACACUUGGUUUUUAAAGUAUCACAAAUUUUAUUAAUAUCAAUAAUUCUAAGAUUUUCAGUCUUUUAAUUAAUACAUCUACAUUUCUGUUACAUGAAGUUUCAAUUUUCUGUAAAGUGUUAGCACUUCUCUUACUACUAAACUAGUCAUGCUCAAUACUAAAUACUCUAGUUAUGGUCAGAAAAGUAUUGUUUAAAAAUGUAUUUUUUAUUCCUAGGAAAAACUUUAUAACAGUAUUUCUUUUUUUAUUUUUGCAUUGUUGAUUAUCUGAAUGCAUUUGUAAAUAUAAAAAAUAUUUUUGUUGUGUUGAUUGAAAAGUUUAAUAAUUUAAUAUUUCUAUUUUCAUGUGUGUUAAAAAUAAAGACUGACUCUAUGAAACAUUUUUACUUGCAUUUUCUUACUAUAAAUAUACUCAAUAUAUUUUGUUGUAUAUAUAAAUAAAUAUAUAUAUAUAUAUAUCUUGUAGGUCAAACUUCUGUUAAGUAAGCAAUUUGACUAUCAUUUGCUAAAUAUAUUUAUUUAAAAAAGAAAAAAAGUUAAAUUUGAAACUGUAGUCAUGGCUUUUAUUUCAGAGUAUGUAUAGAAAUGACAAAGAAGUGAUAAAUAAAAUACAAUGUGAUAAAAGAAUAUACAAAUCACACUUAUAUGUAGAGUUAAAUAAAAGAUUUAAACUUCAGAUCUUUAACACUAGAAUUGCAUUUCUAAAUUUUGGCCUACACACCUCUAGGGGUAUCAGAAUUUUUAUAAUUAGUUUUGGAAGAAAUAGAUUUUGUGUACAUAACCAUAUGAGAAAUAGUCAUCUUGGUUAAUGAAGUCCUUAGCUAAAUACUACAAAUACAUUUUUUCUAUAACUUUUCCUUCAUGAAUUUUAGUAAUCUUAUGUGAUAAGUUCUUUAUUAUUGUUUUUUUUUUCUGAAAACAAUACACUUGUUACUAAGAAUUCAAAGGAUGCUACACAGCCACAUUGAUUCCUCAGUCAAUUAACUCUCUAGUUUUCUAAAUGCCCAAGACACAGAUCUAGAGCAUGUAUAAAUGGGCAGGUAGCAUUACAAUACGUAUAAUAGUUUUAAUUGAUCAGUAAAAAUACUAUGAUAAUUUAAUUUUUAUUUUGGCACUCUUAAUAUUUGUAAGCAAUGAAAAACACACACAUCAGAAGUGGAUGAAAUAUAAUGAAGACCACAGGGUAGAUGUAUAAGUCAGUAUUUAACCAGCAACUCACCCAAUAACAUUUAGUCAGCUGUUAAUAAAAGUUCAUUGUAAGCAAAUUUUAAUAAGUGCAUUGCACUAAAAUAUAUUUCAGAUACAGUAAUUUAAAUAAUAUAGUUUAUUAAUGUUUUAAAGUUUUUUUAAUUCUGUGAUCUUCAAAAUAGGCAGAUUUCAUAAUAAAGUUGAGUUGCUAAUGUCUGGAAUGGAUUUGUUAAAAAUGUGAAUACAUAAAAAUUGUUACAAAACAUGCAAUGGAAGACAGUAGAGGUUUGGUAUUCAAACCAGAAAUACAUUAAGUGUGUAGUAACAAUAUCCCAGUUCACAAGUAUUUAAGCACUUUGAUUCAAAGGUCAAGGAAAUGUCUGAA